GCGCGCGUUUCGCAGCCCCCGCGUUCCAUUCACCCCCGCCCGGGCCGGCACACUAGACCUGCCCGAGGAGGAGGGGCGCGGGCCGAGGGACCGGUCUGAUCCGGUCUGUGGCGCAGGCGCAGUGCGGAUAAACAGGAAGCGGGUGGCGGAGGCGGCCGGGAGGGUACCCGCGGCUUCGGGGCUGCAGCGAGCGGACUUCAGUUGCCGGGCGGACGGCAGAUCCGAGCGCGAGAGAAGGGUCCUUGACUUCGGCUUCCAGGAACGCGAGGCCGGACCCCGGCCUCCCCCCGGGCUCCGGACGCCCGCGCCGAGGCCGCGGCUGACAAAGGCUCGCCGCCGCCCUUCGCAUCCGGGCACUCGCGCCCCGCGGGGGAGGGGCGCAGGCCGAGUCCUCUCCCCGCGACGCAGGCGAGGGGCCGCGGAGGUGGCGGCGGGCCGCGGGAGGAUGGUCCAGAAGGACGGCCAGGCGGCGCUGGAGGAGCGGGAGGCGGACCUCAGCUCCAGCCCCUCGGCUGCUGCAGGGGCGGCGUUGGAGCCGCAGGCGCCGUCGGGCCCGGGAGACGAGCACCCCGCUGGGGCCGGGGCGAUUUUAUGGAAGACCCUGGGUUAUGGAACAGAGAAAAGAACUUUUUAGAAGGCUCCAGAAAUGGGAAUUAAAUACAUACUUGUAUGCACCAAAAGAUGACUACAAGCAUAGGAUGUUUUGGCGGGAGAUGUAUUCAGUGGAGGAAGCUGAGCAACUCAUGACUCUCAUCUCUGCUGCACGAGAAUAUGAGAUCGAGUUCAUCUAUGCUAUCUCACCUGGAUUGGAUAUCACUUUUUCUAACCCCAAGGAAGUAUCUACGUUGAAACGUAAAUUGGACCAGGUUUCUCAAUUUGGGUGCAGGUCAUUUGCCUUGCUUUUUGAUGAUAUUGACCACAAUAUGUGUGCAGCAGACAAAGAGGUAUUCAGCUCUUUUGCUCAUGCACAGGUGUCGAUCACAAAUGAAAUUUAUCAGUACCUGGGAGAGCCAGAAACUUUCCUCUUCUGUCCUACAGAAUAUUGUGGCACUUUCUGUUAUCCAAAUGUGUCUCAGUCUCCUUACUUAAGGACUGUGGGUGAAAAGCUCCUACCUGGAAUUGAGGUGCUUUGGACAGGUCCCAAAGUUGUUUCUAAAGAAAUUCCAGUGGAGUCUAUUGAAGAGGUUUCUAAGAUAAUUAAGAGAGCUCCAGUGAUCUGGGAUAACAUUCAUGCUAAUGAUUAUGACCAGAAGAGACUGUUUCUGGGCCCCUACAAAGGAAGGUCUACAGAGCUCAUCCCCCGGUUGAAAGGAGUGCUGACGAACCCGAACUGUGAAUUCGAAGCCAACUAUGUCGCUGUCCACACCCUCGCCACCUGGUACAGGUCCAACAUGCACGGAGUGAGGAAGGACGUGGUGAUGACUGACAGUGAAGAUAGUACUGUAUCAAUCCAGAUAAAGUUAGAAAAUGAAGGCAGUGAUGAAGAUAUUGAAACUGAUGUACUCUAUAGUCCACAGAUGGCCCUAAAGCUAGCUUUAACUGAAUGGUUGCAGGAAUUUGGUGUACCUCAUCAAUACAGCAGUAGGCAAGUUGCACACAGUGGAGCUAAAGCAAGUGUAGUUGAUGGCACUCCUUUAGUUGCAGCACCCUCUUUAAAUGCCACAACUGUAGUCACAACAGUUUACCAGGAGCCCAUUAUGAGCCAGGGAGCAGCUCUGAGUGGUGAAACUACAGCUCUGACCAAGGAAGAAGAAAAGAAGCAGCCAGAUGAGGAACCUAUGGACAUGGUGGUAGAAAAACAAGAAGAAGCAGACCACAAGAAUGACAAUCAAAUACUGACUGAAAUUGUUGAAGCUAAAAUGGCAGAGGAAUUGAAACCAAUGGACACUGAUAAGGAGAGCAUAGCUGAAUCAAAGUCUCCAGAGAUGUCUAUGCAGGAAGAUUGCAUUAGUGAUAUUGCUCCUAUGCAGACGGAUGAACAAACAAAUAAGGAGCAAUUUGUGCCAGGUCCAAAUGAAAAACCUUUGUACACUGCAGAACCAGUGACUCUAGAGGAUUUGCAGUUACUUGCAGAUCUUUUCUAUCUUCCUUAUGAGCACGGACCCAAAGGAGCACAGAUGUUACGGGAAUUCCAGUGGCUUCGAGCAAAUAGCAGUGUUGUUAGUGUCAACUGCAAAGGAAAAGACUCUGAAAAAAUUGAAGAAUGGCGGUCACGAGCAGCCAAAUUUGAAGAAAUGUGUGGACUGGUGAUGGGAAUGUUCACUCGGCUCUCCAACUGUGCCAACAGGACAAUCCUUUAUGACAUGUACUCCUAUGUGUGGGAUAUCAAGAGUAUAAUGUCUAUGGUGAAGUCUUUUGUACAGUGGUUAGGGUGUCGUAGUCAUUCUUCAGCACAGUUCUUAAUUGGAGACCAAGAACCCUGGGCCUUUAGAGGUGGUCUAGCAGGAGAGUUCCAGCGUUUACUGCCAAUUGAUGGAGCAAAUGAUCUCUUUUUUCAACCACCCCCACUGACUCCUACCUCCAAAGUUUAUACUAUCAGACCGUAUUUUCCUAAAGAUGAGGCUUCCGUGUACAAGAUUUGCAGAGAAAUGUAUGACGAUGGAGUGGGUUUACCUUUUCAGAGCCAGCCUGACCUUAUUGGAGACAAGCUGGUAGGAGGGCUCCUCUCCCUCAGCCUGGAUUACUGCUUCGUCCUGGAAGAUGAAGAUGGCAUCUGUGGCUACGCCCUGGGCACUGUGGAUGUGACCCCAUUCAUUAAAAAGUGUAAACUAUCCUGGAUCCCUUUCAUGCAGGAAAAAUACACGAAGCCAAACGGUGACAAAGAACUCUCAGAGGCUGAGAAAAUAAUGUUGAGUUUCCAUGAAGAACAGGAAGUAUUGCCAGAAACUUUCCUUGCCAAUUUCCCUUCUCUGAUAAAGAUGGAUAUUCACAAAAAAGUAACAGAUCCAAGUGUGGCUAAAAGUAUGAUGGCUUGCCUCCUCUCUUCGUUGAAAGCUAAUGGCUCCCGCGGAGCUUUCUGUGAAGUGAGACCAGAUGAUAAAAGAAUUCUGGAGUUUUACAGCAAGUUAGGCUGUUUUGAAAUUGCAAAAAUGGAAGGAUUUCCAAAGGAUGUGGUUAUACUUGGUCGGAGCCUGUGAUGUUUUUGGCAUUGUGAACUGUCAGUCUUAACUCCACCUUGUGGUUGGUAGUUGGGGGUCUUCAGACAGUUGAGCGUCUGGAGCAGCAACAAAUCAACCAGUUGAAUUGGAAACAAGACUCCGUAAAGUUCACCUAUCAUAGACUGAGACCACUGUCUGGUUGGAAGAAGAUAGUAUUGUUGCAAGUCCAAAACAGAUCUGGGCUCCUCUUUUGCGUUUUGUGUCUGAUCUUGGGUACCAGGACCUGUUACGUGGGCUUCUAUAGGGAGAAGGGUCUUGAAUAAAUGUAGUCAGCACUAUGUUCUGCAUCCAGUGUGGUUUAGAUCUCUCACCUAAGAGAAUCAGAGUUCUGUCAUCCUCCUGGGUUUAGUAAAUGUCUCAUUCUUUGGAGACAGCACAGAUGAGAGAAAAAACUUAGUGAGUUUCAGAGACUUCAGGUUGGAUGUCCUAAGUGGGGUGGAUGAUGGUGUGGCAUUAGUUUAAGCUGAAUAAAUGUUUGCAAUUUGGGGCAGUGUUUUGCUUUCUGUAAAGCCAUGGCCACCUGUCUCCUGUAGCAACCAUUGGGUCGGGCGUGUUGUACUUUGUAGGGACAGUGCAGUUGUUUUUGGCAAAAGCCUAAAAUUGCUAAGUUUGUAAAUUUCUUUGUAUAUAAACUAGCUAUAACCUGAUCAUCUUUUGUUGACCAUUUUUGUAAUUUUUUUUCUUUAUAAAAUGAAAAGGUGUUGGUUCAGGUUGGCACUUUGAAUAAUGUAAAUUAGCAUAAGGUGGAUUUUCUUUUCUCUUUUUUUUUCUUUUUGAGAAGCUUUAUUUUUUCAUACGUUUCCCACAUGGGGAUAGGCCAUGGCCAUUUUGGUACGAAAAUGUAACGACAUAGGACUCGAUUUGUUGCAGUGUGAAGUUGCUUCUGAAAAUUAACCUCAGUGGCAGAUCAGGUAUGAAAUGUUGGUCUGGACAUCUGUCAGGCAGGGCAAGGGAGCUGGCUGGUCUCAUUUGCUCUUGGAUCAGAUGUCUUUUAUUCUACACCUAUUACUACUGGUUUAACUACAUCAGUCUGUAAUUCUUGCAUGUUUUAUCUAAUUUUUAAAAGAAUGAGCACACUUUAUGGUUACCCAUUUCUUUUUUUUUUAAUCACAGAUUUUGAAAGCUUCAUGUAUUUUAAUUUAGAUUGGGUGUUUUCAAGGGUUCUGAGCAUGAGGCUGGCAGGUAAUCUCUGCAGGAUUGUGUUUUCAUCAUGGCUGGCUGACUUCUCCCUAGAUCUGUAUCAGUGUUUUGUUACUGUACUUACCUACAGCUUCAUGUCGUCUGUUCAACUCAGCUGUGUGAAGGCCGAGGAGGAGGAGAGUGGAACUGUUCCUCAUAGAGCUCCACCGCUGUGGGCGUCCAUACAGUCUUAAAGCGCUGCACCUAGUGACUUCCAGCCAAGACCUAGCAGUGUGUUGAAUGGGUGGAGGAGAAAGGAGAUGUUACUGUCCUUAGGGUAGAAGUCUUUAACUGAUAGGAUGUGGUAUGUUGUAAAGCUAAGGCCAAGUUUGCAGUUUUGAGGGCUGAGGUAAAGGGAAGAUCCUUACUAAAUAAUGUUUAAGACAGGUGAAUGUUACUCAGUUUUCUUUUUGAAUAUAUCUCAAGCACUAGUAGACUACGUAUUACAGCAUUAUUUUGAGGAUUUGGGGGUCAAUCUCAUGGAAUCAGGAUUUUAAAACAAGUUCCUUUUGGUUUUAUCUUGGCUUUUAAUUACUUUGACUGGUCUUAUCACAUGUACUAAAAUGUGAAACAGAUAUCCAGGUCUAUACUUAAACCUUCAUUACUCUAGGAUUGUAAAGUGCUAUGCUAUCUUCCAUGGUUAUGAGUAUUUAUUAAGGUUGGAAUGACAUUUCAUUGUUUAGAUCGCAGCUCAGUUCCUGUAGAAUACGAACUGUAAAACUAUCUGAAGACCAUGUAAGAGGCAAAAUAAAACUUGAAGUGAGUA
This is a messenger RNA of Chinchilla lanigera (long-tailed chinchilla), 5103 nucleotides long. RefSeq names its product meningioma expressed antigen 5 (hyaluronidase) (gene Oga). Gene Ontology annotation, biological process: glycoprotein metabolic process. NCBI's taxonomy places the organism in Eukaryota, Metazoa, Chordata, Mammalia, Rodentia, Chinchillidae. Gene Ontology annotation, molecular function: beta-N-acetylglucosaminidase activity. The record is from RefSeq and is a predicted model, not a curated record.